Molecule: messenger RNA, 1996 nt
Organism: Centruroides sculpturatus (bark scorpion)
Lineage: Eukaryota; Metazoa; Arthropoda; Arachnida; Scorpiones; Buthidae
Product: pyruvate dehydrogenase phosphatase regulatory subunit, mitochondrial-like
Exons: 12
Coding region: 280-1809 (509 amino acids)
Cellular component (GO): cytoplasm; mitochondrion; mitochondrial matrix
Molecular function (GO): oxidoreductase activity; protein binding
Source: RefSeq, a predicted model, not a curated record
CCAACCAUCGACGGGCUCGAGAAAAUAUCUCUUAGUGCUCAGAACAGUGUUACUUUUUCCGCCCUUAGUAUAUGGCGGAGAGUGAAGUAUGGGGGAAAGCCGAAACACUUUUUCUUCUUUUUAGUAAUUUCAAACAUCAAAAUUAUUUCCGUAAACAUUUUUUAUUUUUCAAGUUAAAAUAAGAUUUGAAAUAAUAUAUUAUAGACACGUUAUUCGAGCCAAAAUGUAAUUACGUCGAAUUCUAAGUUUAGAUGUCGAUGGCCAAGGACGAUAAUCGUUAUGCAUUUCAAAUUACCACUAAAUCAAAAUUGGUUACGUCAUCAUUGGUUAACAUGCAGACACUUUCUCACAUCUUUAAGAUUGCAGCAUUCUGUAUUGCAAGAUAAUAUAACAUGGGAUUUUAUUUCUCAUAAAAUUCCAACUAAUGCAAGAGUAGUAAUUUGUGGUGGAGGAGUUGUUGGAUGUUCUGUUGCUUAUCACCUUGUUAAUGAUUUUGGUUGGAAAGAUGUAGUGCUAAUAGAACAAGGAAGACUUGGUGGUGGAACAACUUGGCAAGGAGCAGGUUUAUUAGGGCAGAUUAAACAUUCUCCAAUAGAAAGCAGGAUUUGUCAGUAUAGCAUAAAUUUAUAUAAAGAAUUUCAUCAGAAAGGUUUUAAUACAGGUUGGAAAGAAUGUGGGAGUUUACUGUUAGCUAGAAAGAAAGAUAGAAUGAUCGAAUUUAGACGUUUAGCUGCUGCUGCAAAAAUGGUAGAUGUUGAAUGUGAAUUAUUAUCACCUGAGGCAGCUCAAAAACAUUGUCCAAUUAUUAGCACGAAAAACUUAGAGAAAAUAAAUUUAUACAGGGUGCUCUUUGGAUUCCUAGCGAUGGCGUUGGAGAUCCUAUUAAUAUCUGUAAUAUUUUUGCUAGCGAAGCAUCCAAAAAAAGGUGCAACAAUCGUAGAAGGUUGUAGCGUACAACGAGUCAUCACUAACGAGCGACAUUGCGUGAGUGGAGUCGAAACUAAUAAAGGACUCAUUAAUUGUGACUAUUUUGUCAAUAGUGCUGGUGUGUGGGCUCGACGUAUUGGUGAAUCUUGUCAUCCACAAGUCAAAAUUCCUUUGUAUCCCUGUGAACAUCAUUUUCUGCAUACUUUACCAGUUAAGAAUUUGGAUCCGAUGAUGCCAGUUAUAAGAGAUUAUGAUGGUUAUUUUUACAUUCGAGAAAAUAAUGGAAGAUUUCUUGCCGGUGGAUUUGAACCAGUUUCAAAACCUUUAGACCCGAAUGACAUAGUCGAUCCUUCAAAACCAUUGCCAGAAGAUUGGGAUCAAUUUUAUGUAUUAUUGCAAGAAAUGUUGUUUCGCAUCCCAUCUUUAGGCGAUGUGGAAAUUGAUAGAUUAUGUAAUGGAGCCGAGAGCUUUACACCCGACUGCAAGUGGAUUCUUGGUGAAGCACCCGAGGUAAAAAAUUAUUUCAUUGCCAGCGGAAUGAAGUCGAUCGGCAUUGAAGCCGCAGGCGGUGUAGGUAAAGUGACGGCCGAAUGGAUGCAUCACGGAGAACCAACGAUCGACGUGUGGGACUUGGACAUACGAAGAUUCUUGGGAUUACAUAAUAAUCCAUUAUUUCUGAGAGACAGAAUGAGAGAAGUUCCAAGUCUUCAUUAUUCUCUUCAUUAUCCUUUCGCCGAAUUCAACACUGGUCGUUGUCUCAGAAUGUCUCCCAUUUAUCCCAGAUUGAAAGCUGCCGGUGCUGUUUUUAACCAAACGAUGGCGUACGAACGACCUUCUUACUUCGAUCCAAAUUUAAAAGGUCAGUCCAGUUUUAUUUAUUAAAAAUUCAAUUUGUUUACUUUUCUGCCCUGUGGGCACUGAAAGAGUUUUUAUUUCUACCUAUCACUGCUUUGAUAAUCCUAUACAGUCGACCACCCUAUAACACGAAUUCCUAUAGUUCGGAUUCCUAUAUCAUGGCGAAAAAAUUGCGACAGUAUUCGUACAAACAUGCUAAAAAAAACUCCUAUAA